Molecule: messenger RNA, 2506 nt
Organism: Arabidopsis lyrata subsp. lyrata
Lineage: Eukaryota; Viridiplantae; Streptophyta; Magnoliopsida; Brassicales; Brassicaceae
Exons: 3
Coding region: 216-1706 (496 amino acids)
Source: RefSeq, a predicted model, not a curated record
AGAGGUGUUUAUUGUGUUCUCACGUGGGUCUCUUGCCUUAGUUCAAAAGUUCAAAAUUGAGCUCUUUCUUCUUCUUCUUCGCGAAAACUUGAAAGCAGUUUUAGGAACAAAAACCAGAGGCUUUGAUUUGAAAAAAAACCCUAAUUUUCAAGAACCCUAAAUUCACCACCAUUUCUUCUCAAAUCCUCUUUCCAAGUUCCAUCCUUUUUAUGUAAAUGCAUCUGAAGAAAUCAUCUGUAACAGAACGACGAUUAAUCGGGAAAGACGAUUCCGAUCCAAACCAUAUCCCCAAUCCGAUUCACCAUCAUCAUCAUCAUCAGAACCCGAAUAAAACUCGAACCGCCAUUGAUAAAGGCUCUGGCUUCACUGUGUACAAUCAUCCGCAAGGUCAGAGUCAUCAUCACACGGUUGAUAUCCCAAUCUCGACUCCGCACCAAAGGUCAAAUUUCUCUGCCGGUGUUGAUCAUUUCCGACGAAGAAACGCACGGGCACGAUUGGGAUCGAUUUCUUCAUUUUUCCCAUCAAAUCUUUUGUCUUUUCUUUCUUCGUAUCGUCCCGUGAUUGCUCGGUUCUUGAGGAAGCUUCUACGUUAUACACUUCGAGCCCGUUUGAUUUGUUUCCAUCUUCGUUUCUUGCUUCUUCUUGCUGUCCCUCCUUUAUACAUCUUCUUCCUUGUAAUCAAUCUUCGUAUUUUUCUUCGUCUAAUCUUUGCGAUUAUCGCUCUUUCCUUCAUCCUCUCGAUCUCUCUCAAAUUCGCUCUUCCUCACUUACCGUCAAUUCGUCUUUUUGUCGCACGCUUGCUAACCUUUAUCCCUGCCAGAUUCUCUUCCUCUCAGCCGAGCACUACUAACCAAGUGAUUUGGUCCAUUGGGUCGAAGCCAGUUGCGGAGAAUAAGACCAAUUCAGGCUCUUGGGUUCAGAAGUUUGGCACUAAUGAUGUGUAUGAAGGAGAGUUUCAUAGAGGAAAGUGUUCAGGAAGUGGAGUUUAUUACUAUUCCAUGAAAGGCAAAUACGAAGGAGAGUGGAUUGAUGGGAAAUAUGAUGGUUAUGGAGUAGAAACAUGGGCUAAAGGAAGUAGGUAUCGAGGUCAAUAUAGGUUAGGGCUAAGGCAUGGAAUUGGAGUCUAUACAUUUUAUACAGGAGAUGUGUAUGCUGGUGAGUGGUCUAAUGGGCAGUGCCAUGGCUGUGGUGUAUAUACCUCUGAGGAUGGAAGUAGAUACGAUGGAGAGUUCAAGUGGGGUGUCAAACAUGGCCUUGGUAGUUACCAUUUCAGAAAUGGCGAUGCAUAUGCUGGGGAGUAUUUUGCGGACAAGAUGCAUGGUUUUGGAGUGUAUCACUUUGCCAACGGGCAUAAGUAUGAAGGAGCUUGGCACGAGGGAAGAAGGCAAGGGCUCGGUAUGUACACUUUCAGGAAUGGUGAGACACAAGCCGGUCAUUGGGAAGACGGUAUACUCAGUUGUGCUACCGAGCAGACUAUCCGUCCUGGAUCAUCUUUUACAAUCAGCCAUUCCAAAGUUGUUGAUGCUGUUGAGAAAGCAAGGAAAGCAGCUGAGAAAGCACAUGAAGUUGUGAAAGUGGAAGAGAGGAUCAAGAGAGCGGUGAUGGCUGCAAAUAGAGCAGCGAAUGCGGCUAGAGUAGCGGCCGUGAAGGCUGUCCAAUCCCAAACCUUUCACAGGAAUGAUGGUGAUCUUGAAACCAAAUGUUGAGCAUAGGUUAGAAGAGAUCUUCAUUAACAGGUUUUCUUGUUCCUCCUUUAUGAACAAAGCUAGUUUUAAACUGUAGAUAAUAAACUAGGAGAGAUCUUUGUAAAUCAACACAAAAAAAAUGGGUCUGCUUCAUAGAAGGCAAUUGACAUACGUGUAGCCAAAAAUCCAUAUCUUGAUUAAAGAAUUAGAAAUCUGGUAUAUCAGUCUUAUAACAAAAGAUGGAAAAAAUCUUGAAUCUGGUCUUGAAAGGAGUAGAAGAAGUCUAGCUCUCAGUUUGCUCUCUGAGCCUCCUGAUGGUACUCCUGACAGUCGCAGCACUAGCCGUAUUCAUUGUGUAGGCGCACCUCCAGCCUUAAGUUUCCCACAGUCCCUGCAUCCCCAAAUUCGAACAGCCUUUCUUCUAACAGCAUACUUGCCACAGAACUCGCAGAAGUAUUUGCUGUGCUGACUCACUUCCAUCUUCUUGAUUUGCUUCCUAAGACUGGCACCAUAUCUGGUCCCUUUUCAGACAAAAUAUCAACAGAUUCAGAAACAAACCAACACAGAAACAAUGUAUAAUGGCUGAAAUGAAAAGAGGGGUCUUACGAUUCCACACAGCAGAGCAAUGAAGUAAUUAUUUGAAUCACAAAGAGAGUUAUGGCACUCACCAUUAUACACUUUCCUUAGUUGGAUUCAGUUUUAUAUUUAAGUACAUUUUUUUCUUUGUUAUUCAAAUUUAGUCUGGAUUCGAUUUCCAUUUAUCUAUCGGUUUGUAUAAUAUAUAAAUGAUUCUAAUUGAAUGAAAGACUGAAAUUUUUGUA